ACAUAAGUGCAGAUCGCGUCUGAUCGCAGUAUUUAAUGGACUCUGAAGACGACAGUUAUCUUAAUUGUAUGUUCAGUGCUCAUUUUUUUUAAAAAAAAACAAAGCUGAGUUUUUUUGGACUUUCAGAUAAAAAUGAAGUACCACAAACACGCUAGUGAUGCUUCUAAUUGGUAUUUAAAUGAGCUGGGAAGUCGUGUGGUCGCUAACAGUGGCAUCCCUUCGGAUAGACAUCACCUCGGCAAACUCAUCUUACACAGUCUUAAAGAUGCUCGGAAUAACAUACUGCAGAUAGAUGGUGGUACCGGAGAGACAGACACAUUCCAAGAUGCUCUGGAAAGGUCAGUUAGUUGUGCGAAUGCUUUCCGUGCGAUAGGAUUGAAAGAUGAUGACGUCAUACUCAUUAUGGCACCAAACUGUAUAGACCUAACAACUUCAAUGUACGCUGCUUUCUAUUUAGGUUUGAUAGUUGCUGGUGUCGAUAGUACGCUUGGAAUCAAGGAGCUUCAAGAUACCUUUGAGAUAUGUUUGCCAAAAGUCAUAUUCUGUAUGAGUGAAAGAGAAGGAGAUGUUGAAGAAGCGAUGAAGAAUAUGAAUUUAGAUGCAAGAAUAGUGACAUACAACAAAGGUGGUAAAUGUGAAUUUACGGAGUUCAUACAAAAAUAUGGAAGCGAUACAUCUGUGGAGGAUUUCAAGCCUGCUGAUUUUAACCCGGAAGAGAGAACUUGUUUACUAAUCUCCACAAGUGGGACGACUGGGAAACCUAAAUGUGCUGCACUCACAUAUAAAAACCUAAUGUUUAGUCUACCCUACGUAUGGUUGAUAACAUCCAAGUUCCCGUCGCCAGUUGAUAGAGUUCUGAUAGUGUCGCCGGUGCAGUGGCUGUCAGCGAUAUUUAGCCUGAUUCUAUCGCCCAUAAUGAAGUUCACGAGAAUACAAACAUCUCUACCAACGACAACGGAACACACGUAUGAUCUUAUCAACAAAUACAAGCCGGAAUUCAUGAUAAUCAGUCCGACAAUGGCUAUAACUCUGACGAAACCUGAAACACGAGAUAGAUGCGACUUUUCGUCUUUCAAGUAUAUACUGGUAGGAGGUAGUGCUGUGCCUCAGACACUGAUUGAUGACUUGAAGAUAAUAACACCUGAAACGGAGACCUACGUGGCAUACGGUUGCAGCGAAGUUUGUGGCAUUACUUUAAAUCCCGUCUCUUCUCUCCCAGGGUCUAUUGGUAAACCAAUGACCCAUCUUCAUUAUAGAUUAGUUGAUCCAGAAACGCAAAAAGAUAUCUUGGAACCAAAUAUAACUGGCGAACUUUGGCUUAAAGGACCUGCAACUUUUAAGGGUUAUUUUAAUAAUCCACAAGCUACAGAAGAAGUGUACACUGAAGAUGGAUGGAUUAAAACAGGAGACCUUAUGUACAGGGACGAGCACUGGAACUUCUUUUACGUCGAUCGUCUGAAGAUGCUACUCAAAUAUCGCAAUCACCACAUAUCACCUACGGAGUUAGAAUCAGUUAUCAUCAAGCAUCCAGGUGUGUUGGACGUGGCGGUUACAGGAAUCCCGGAUGUUGAAUGUGGAGACCUGGCCGUUGCAUUCGUCGUGCCGCAACACAAUACAACAAUUUCCGCACAGGAGAUUAAAGAUCUUGUAAAAGAAUCUCUGGCGGAGACGAAACAGUUGAGAGGAGGAGUUAUAUUCUUAAAAGAACUACCUUUGACUUCGACUUCGAAAGUGAACAGAACUAUGCUGAAGAAUAUGGCGAAAACUAUGAAAAGAGAAUAAACAGUAGAAGUAAAAUGAAAACAAAACUGUAAAAAGAAAUAUUAUCCAUAACGUAAA
Papilio polytes (common Mormon) is the source of this 1839-nucleotide messenger RNA. Its product is annotated as luciferin 4-monooxygenase-like. The coding region runs from base 133 to 1782 and encodes 549 amino acids. Gene Ontology annotation, molecular function: long-chain fatty acid-CoA ligase activity. Gene Ontology annotation, biological process: fatty-acyl-CoA biosynthetic process; long-chain fatty acid metabolic process. NCBI's taxonomy places the organism in Eukaryota, Metazoa, Arthropoda, Insecta, Lepidoptera, Papilionidae. The record is from RefSeq and is a predicted model, not a curated record. The transcript is spliced from 12 exons.